This is a messenger RNA of Plenodomus lingam JN3, 483 nucleotides long. RefSeq lists its product as uncharacterized. Gene Ontology annotation, cellular component: mitochondrion. The record is from RefSeq and is a predicted model, not a curated record. Lineage: Eukaryota; Fungi; Ascomycota; Dothideomycetes; Pleosporales; Leptosphaeriaceae.
AUGUUUUCCCGGCGCAUUGUAGCGGCCCGCCCGCUGGCUCGAGCCUUUGUCCCCGCAGUAGCCCGACCCCGACCGCAGUUCACCCAGAUCCGCACAGCUCUGACUGACGCUGAGAUGAUUGAGCUCGCCGACCCUAACCAGAACGGCGGCUACAUCAACCCGCCAGCUGAAAAGCGUGGAAACCGCGACCCGUACGGCGACUGGUGGGACAAGCAAGAUCGCCGCAACUUUGGCGAGCCCUGCCACGAGGACCACGAUAUCUUGGGUGUUCUGGCUCUGCACGACUACAACCACUUUACGCCAGGCUGGGGCGCCGUGUUGAUGGGUACCUUCAUUGCAUCCGUCCUGGGCCUCUGCGGUGCCGUCAGCAUGGUCUACCCCGACAAGAUCAGUGCUCCAAGGACAUUCCCAGACGGUCUGGACGUGGAACUUGGAGGCAGGGGAGCUCUGAGGGCAAGGAAACCAGAUGAGGCUACCUGGUAG